Molecule: messenger RNA, 773 nt
Organism: Amaranthus tricolor (Joseph's coat)
Lineage: Eukaryota; Viridiplantae; Streptophyta; Magnoliopsida; Caryophyllales; Amaranthaceae
Product: cytochrome b-c1 complex subunit 7-2, mitochondrial-like
Exons: 4
Coding region: 165-551 (128 amino acids)
Biological process (GO): mitochondrial electron transport, ubiquinol to cytochrome c
Source: RefSeq, a predicted model, not a curated record
UUUUUUUUUUAAAAUUUUUUCAGCUCGUGUAGGGCAUAGAAGAUUGUAGGCGCAAAAUUGACUAAUUCUGGAGAUUGCCAAACUGGUGUAUUGCGACUUGCCAAGCAGAACAAGAAGCGUCGCAACGAUAAAGAGAACAGGAAAAGAGGUGACGAAACCGUAAAAUGGCGAUUGCAACUUCAUCUUCUUCCUUGUUAAAGACUCUUCUAGAUCCAAAGAAGAAUUUCUUAGCUGCUAUGCACAAGACCUCCAUGGACAAACGUCUUCGCAAAUACGGUCUUAGAUUCGACGAUUUAUAUGAUCCAAUGGAAGAUCUUGAUAUCAAGGAAGCCCUAAAUCGGCUUCCUCGUGAGAUUGUCGAUGCUCGUAAUCAGCGUCUUAAGCGCGCUAUUGAUCUUUCUAUGAAGCAUGAGUAUCUUCCUGAUGAUCUCCAGGCUAUGCAAACACCCUUCAGGAGCUAUGUUCAAGACAUGUUGGCACUUGUGAAGCGUGAGAGAGAAGAACGUGAAGCUUUGGGCGCAUUACCUUUGUACCAACGAUCAAUUCCUUAAGCUCCACUGUGAACUGUGUUUCAUAUAGAAUUUUUGAGGGUAAUUUGCCAACCCUUACGGAGGGUAAUUAGCGUAGCAGCGAGAGGCUUUUACUUAUUUCUCUCCUUUGUGCUCAUUUCUUGUUUUUACCGAGAAUUUACUGUUGCUAAGGCAUUGUUUUGGAUUAAAUGAUGUUGAAUUUGCUAAAUAAUUACUUGAAUGAUGUUUCUUGAACUUCGCUAA